Messenger RNA from Melanotaenia boesemani (Boeseman's rainbowfish), 819 nucleotides. It is a transcript of the gene naa20, whose product is annotated as N-alpha-acetyltransferase 20, NatB catalytic subunit. Gene Ontology annotation, biological process: N-terminal peptidyl-methionine acetylation. The record is from RefSeq and is a predicted model, not a curated record. The transcript is spliced from 6 exons. Gene Ontology annotation, molecular function: protein-N-terminal amino-acid acetyltransferase activity. NCBI's taxonomy places the organism in Eukaryota, Metazoa, Chordata, Actinopteri, Atheriniformes, Melanotaeniidae. Bases 76 to 612 code for a protein of 178 amino acids. Gene Ontology annotation, cellular component: NatB complex.
CCUUGCUUUCUGCUCGCUUCAGAGCGACCUCUUCUUCUUCUGUGUCGGGGUGAAAGGUCACAGCAAAGAGCCGACAUGACGACGCUGCGGCCGUUUACUUGCGACGAUCUCUUUAAAUUCAACAACAUAAAUCUGGACCCUCUGACUGAAACCUAUGGAAUCCCGUUCUACCUGCAGUACCUGGCUCACUGGCCGGAGUACUUCAUCGUCGCCGAGGCUCCUGGCAGCGAGCUGAUGGGCUACAUCAUGGGGAAGGCGGAGGGCUCGGUGGCGAGGGAGGAGUGGCACGGCCACGUCACCGCUCUGUCGGUGGCGCCGGAGUUCAGACGGCUUGGCCUCGCCGCCAAACUCAUGGAGAUGCUGGAGGAGAUCUCAGAGAGGAAGGGAGGAUUCUUCGUGGAUCUGUUCGUACGGGUUUCCAACCAAGUGGCAGUAAACAUGUACAAACGUCUCGGCUACAGCGUCUACAGGACGGUGAUCGAGUACUACUCAGCCAGCAACGGGGAGCCGGACGAGGACGCUUACGAUAUGAGGAAAGCUCUGUCCCGAGACACAGAGAAGAAGUCCAUCAUCCCCCUGCCGCAUCCCGUCCGACCCGAGGACAUAGAGUAGCAGGACGUGGCCCCGGCCUCCCUCCACGUCCUGCUCGGUUUGGUCCUACGGGGUCGCAGUCCAGCAGGUCUCCAUGUUUCCUGCUCCAACACGCCAGACUCAAAUUAAAACGCCGUGAGGAACUCCACCCAUGGAGACCUGCUGGAUGGUGGUCCUCAUAGGACCAAACCGCAGCCCUGCAGUACACGUCUAAACCGCCACACUGAC